UUCAGCUAAAAGAAACGAGCCUUAUGGCACCUCAUGAUUGAAAUGGCGAUUGAUGGCGAUAUUCAUGAGAAAUGUUUGCGCGGGAACGAAAAUUCUGCAUAGAAUUUGAUAGGACUUAAGAUAAGAUAUCUAUAGGAUUUAGACUCCACUAUGCCUAACGCAAGUAUUAAGCUACAAGUUGACGGCAUUUUAAUCUGACACUUAUAAAAUACAUGUAGAGUCACUUCGUGCUUAUUACACGCAAUAUGAAGAAACGUCAAUUAUCACAGAGAAAGAUUUCUAAUAAUGUCGAUAAAUCUCAGACAAAAAUAUCAUCGUUUUUUACAAAAAUUCCAAAAGCUGUGAUAGACGACAAUAAGGUUGUAUCAGAUAAAAACUGUUUAUUUCAAACUACGAUCGAAAGAAAAAGGAAGGAAAGAGAUGACGCCUUUGAAGAAGAAUCCUAUGUGAGCAAAAAGAAAUGUAAUAUAAGUGAAGAGUCACUGAAAGAACGUUGUACUAUAAAGACAGAACAUUUCGAAUCACAUAAUGAUUCAGUAUUAUUAUCUAUAUUGAAAGACUUUGAAGAACCGCAUAGUAAUUUUAAGGAAAAUGAAGUUACAUGCAAAGAUACAGUGCUUCAAAAAGUUAAAAAGGAAGGUGAUAUUACAGUAAAAAGCGAGCAAAGUGUAAAUAUUUUACAAAAUCCUGUCAUUAAAAAUAUAAAUGUUUCAGAUGUUACUCAUAAUAAUAGUCAUGUUCUUAAAGAACAAGAUUUAAAUAUUGUUACUUUAAAGUCUGCUGUAGAAACAUCUGAGCAUGAAAAAGCUAAAUUACAUGAUUUAAAGAAAACAGAAUCUUUCGAAGACUUUUCUGUAAUGAUAAAUGGAGAAGAGCUUAAUGAUUUCUUUGAUCAAGAAUGGCAUGCGCAGAUUAAUUUUACCACCUUUGAAAGGUGUAAAAUAAUUGACGUGAAGCACGAAUUGAAAGUCACUGUUUUAACGGUACAGCACUUGAAAUCUGAAAAUAUUGACAUUGUUGCAUGUUCAGGAUUUUGGAAAGAUGCACAAGUAAAGAUUAACGAUAUUGUAACGAUACAGGCCACAAAGGGUUCGCGACAAUGGGUUGUAGAUAAUAAUAACGGCUUUCUUGUUACACAACCUGAUUUGUUAAUAUCUGGCACAACAAUAAUGGGUGGUUUAUUUUGCAACAGGCGAGCGGUUUUGACUGAGAAGUUCAGGAAAAUAGAGUCGCUACCAGAUUUGAACGCCGAUUAUUCCGUGAUGACCGUGGGAUCUUUGGUUCAUCAGUGGCUGCAAAAGGCAUUGCAAGAGAAUAUCUGCGCCCUAUCCGACGUGAUCAAGCUGUUGGAUGAUAUAUUACGAUCAAAGGACACGAUAGACUAUCUCUACGCGUCAGAAAUGUCGCUUGCUGAUUGUCGGAAACGUAUGAUGGAGUAUGCUCCGGAAAUUUUCAAGUUCAUUCAGCAUUAUAUCGUGGGUAACAAACAGCACCACAUAAGCAAUUUAAAGGACAACUUUCAAGGGAGUAUUAAUAACAUACAGGACAUUGAGGAGACAGUUUAUAUACCGCAGCUGGGCAUAAAGGGAAGGAUAGAUGUGACGGCGGAGGUGAAUAUUAAUUCGAGAAGGAAGAUCAUGCCUCUGGAGUUGAAAACUGGAAGAGCCUCCUACUCUCUCGAACACAAGGGCCAAGUUAUUCUCUAUCUUAUGAUGAUGGGUUUCAGAGAUCAAGAUAUCGAUACUGGACUUCUGUUAUACCUAAAGGAAAACGCGAUGCAGGAAAUUAAGAGCAGACAUCAUGAGAAGAGAGACUUGAUACUGCUGCGAAAUACUUUGGCGCAUUAUUUCGCUAAACAACCCGAAGAUCUACGGAGCAUAAACUCGGAGUCGGACCUAAAGGCGAUGGAAUUGCCUGAACCGAUAAAUCAUCACAGUGCAUGCAGCAGAUGUUCUUAUCAGACUCUGUGCUGUGCAUAUCUAGCGAGAGACCCAAACGCGAAUUUGUCACUGUCGCAUCCGUUAACAGCGCUACUUAAAGAAGUGCAGGACAACAUUGAGACUAGUCAUUUGGAUUAUAUUAUGAAGUGGAUCGCAUUACUGCAAUUGGAAGAAAGUUACGAGAACAAUAAUAGCAGUUUAAGCAGCGUAUGGACGACAAGUGCCGAGAAGAGGGAGGCGAAAGGAACAUGUAUCUGCAACUUGAAGAUUGUCGACAAGGUGGUAAAGCAAGGUGAUAGAUAUCAGCACAAGUUUGCACGCGUAAACAUUAAGGGGGAAACUAUCGAGAAUGGUGUACUUAGUGGUACAUUCACCGAGAACAGUUAUAUUAUUGUUAGCACGGACGCACGAGUUAAUAUAGCUGCCGGAUAUAUAAUGCACGUUUCGCAUGACAUCGUUAAGGUCCUAUUGGACAAAGAUAUUACUCAGUUGUAUGCAAACUCUACAUUUCAUAUUGAUAAAUACCCUUCUACGGGUCUAUCUACGUUCAAUUACGCGAACAUAGCCGGUCUGUUGAACAAUGAUGAAAUGUACGUAAAGCUUCGACGCAUCAUCAUCGAUAGGAGACCGGCUACAUUUGUGGAAAAAUUACCCCGUUCGGUGGUGUCAGUUAGCGCCAAGAUAAUAAGCGAUCUAAACGAGAAUCAACAGAGAGCCGUGCUGAAAGCAGUAGCUGCCCAAGAGUACAUUCUGAUAAAAGGUAUGCCAGGAACGGGGAAAACGCAAACGCUGGUAGCUCUGAUAGAGUUGCUGCAGGAGUUGGGUUCCAGCGUGCUAAUUACCGCGCACACGCACAGCGCGGUAGACAACAUUCUUCUCAAGCUGCUGGAACGGAACAUCGAUUUUCUGCGUCUCGGUUCGACAAAGCAGAUCCAUCCUUUAUUGACGUGCAAGAACGAAGAAUACGCGCUUGCGAGUUGCGAUUCGCCGGAGGACCUGGAGACACUCUAUAACAGCAAACGCAUUGUCGGCAUGACUUGCUAUGGCGCGUAUCACGCGCUCCUUAGGAGACGCAGGUUCGACGUGUGCGUGGUUGACGAAAGCGCGCAAAUCAUGUUGCCCACGGUACUGCGACCGUUAUACAGCGCACGCAAGUUUAUCCUCGUCGGAGACCCAGAUCAGCUGCCACCCAUCAUCAAGAACAAGACUGCCGCGAAACUUGGCGCAGACGAAUCUCUGUUCAUUAGGCUAGAUAGUAACGACAACACCGUCAAUCUGUGGAAGCAGUACAGAAUGAAUGGAAGGAUCAUGAGGCUAGCCAAUGAAGCGACCUAUCGCGGUAAGCUAGUUUCCGGCAACAAGCAGGUGGAGAAUGCGACUUUGACUGGCACGAAUAUGGAGCAAGUUCUCUCGUCCUGCGAGAGAUGGGUGAGAAGUGCGCUCUCCAGGAACUUGGAUGAUUCGGUGGUGAUGCUCAAUACUGGUAGCACUUACAAUUUGAAUGUAGAAUCUGGCAGAGACAUUAUAUUGGAUCAAAUGUACUCCAACAUUUGGGAAGUCGCUAUUACUUUGCGUCUCGUCCAAGUGCUCACUGAGGCGGGCGUGUGCGCUAGAAAUAUAGGAAUUAUUGCGCCUUACAAUGCUCAUAUAAAUUUAUUAAAAAAGGUCAUAGAUAAAGAAGUGGAAGUAAACACCGUAGAUCAAUAUCAAGGACGUGAUAAGGAUGUUAUACUGUACUCGUGUACGAAGAGUGUCGAAUGCGACACGAAGAAAGAAUUUGAGAUAUUGGAUGAUCAGCGACGUUUGACGGUAGCCAUCACUCGUGCAAGGCACAAGCUGAUUAUAAUCGCUGAUAAAGUCACGUUACUUAGAUAUAUGCCAUUUAAAAACCUGUUUGACAUCAUCGAGGAGAAGAAUGUGAUAAAUUUGCAAGAUGGCGAGGAAGACUUUAGCUGGAAAAGUCUCAUUCGUAGAAUUGACAAUUGCGAUAAAGAAUUCAAGGACUAAUUGAAUGAUUUUUUUGUAACAAUGAAAAACAGAUUGAUAAACUAAUAUUUGCAUUUUGUUAAUGUUUCAUAAAAUAGCAUCACGCACAAUCAACGAAAACUUUACGAAAUAUACAAAUAU
Molecule: messenger RNA, 4067 nt
Organism: Mycetomoellerius zeteki
Lineage: Eukaryota; Metazoa; Arthropoda; Insecta; Hymenoptera; Formicidae
Gene: Dna2
Product: DNA replication helicase/nuclease 2
Exons: 2
Coding region: 246-3947 (1233 amino acids)
Biological process (GO): replication fork reversal
Cellular component (GO): cytoplasm
Molecular function (GO): 5'-flap endonuclease activity; single-stranded DNA helicase activity
Source: RefSeq, a predicted model, not a curated record